AUGCCUUAUAACACUCGCCGCAAGUCACUGUCGCUACCGUCGUUAGGUAUUCAGUUACCGAGUUCGUCGCGCUCCCAGCGCUCCCCCACCCACAAGACCACUUCCGCCUUAGAGACACAACAACCACCAUCGAAAAAGGUCAAGCGGUCCCAUGACUCAGUGUUCAGGUCGCCUUUGUCAGUUUCAUCAGAAUCCCCGGAAUCAACCUCGCAAAAAGACGAAGUAGAUGGCUCUCGUCCAAAGAGUCAGAGAGGCGCUGGAACCUUUGAGCACACGCCGCCACCAUCUCCCGAAGAUUCAGGGAUCGCUCCCAAGAUCGACACGGAAGGAAUCAACGAUGAUAUUGUGGUUUCGGUCAUUGAGCAACUGGAAAAGACGGGAAAUAGACCUCAUCUCAUCAAGGAACUUGCCACUGUCCUUUCAACCACCAAUGACACUGUUGCGAAUUCCGCGAAUGCCGCAGCCUUGUUAUCGUCGCGGUUAAGUUUGUACUUGAAACGCUCGUGGACGGCACUUUCACCAUGUCCGGUCGCGAAGGAGUUGAUCCCAGUUCAUCCACGCAAAGUCUUUUAUUACCUGACAACAUCGCCACAUCAAGCACUUCCAGAAACGUCUGAUGAUAUAUUCUCUCCGACCAUGGGAUCGAAAAGGAUCACUCCCAGUAUAUCCGACCCAAGCAUUAAUUCUGAUGAUGCGGACGAGGAUUUAGCUCGAGAGCGUGCUCGCCUAAGCCCCAGCCCAGAAGUUGAUUUAUCAGCUCCAGAGUUUGGUGACGAUGAAAAUGUUGAUCUGGAUGACCACGCAGCCCCUGGCGGACCCCACACCUCAACCGCAAACUACGGUGUAAGGAGCAGUCUGCCAAACCUCCACAAUCAGCGUGUAACGUAUAAUAGCCGAUCGAUAUCUCCACCUCUUGAGGGGGAUGAGAAGGAAUUUACCCAGACAGCAAGCUCUGUUCGCGAGCGAACAUCCUCAGAAGAGGAGGCGGCGAAACGACGACAGGAUCUCGAGAAGGAUGAAAAGCCUCAGGAUGAUCCGGUGAAUGGAAAUGAAUCAUCUGUGGGUAGCAGUGACGUGGAAAUGGAUCAGUCUACCUCGUCGCAUGGCGAAUCUAAUCGUCAAGACAGUGAUUAUGUUGAUUACUUUGCCUCUCACAUACUUCAGAAUCCCGGUCAUGACCAAGACUUGGAUAACGCCACCGCUACUGCGCUCUUUGGCGCAUCUCCGUCACCUUCCGUUUCUUCUGAAAUGUCCACAUUCACUUCAACUACCAAUGCCACAUCACAUGCUGAGGCUGAGGCGGACCUGAAUAUGGACACCAAACGCGUCGUGAACGACAUUUCUGUUGGGCUGCUUAAAGGAGAGAACGACGUCACCGCAACUAUUGGUCGUGGAAUUUCUGCCACUAGAAUCGCCGUGAAUAGUGCUGGAUUAGCCGCCGGUUCCAAAAGAUCUAUCGCCAUUCUUGAAGCUGACGAGGUGAAUGCUGCCCUGGUGGCAUACGCGAACGGAAUGGACGGAGACAUAAAAACAUCGUUCGAUAUGGCUGAUGGUUCUACCAACGAAACUGCCAAUGACAAAUCGGGUUUGUCAAUAGGCGAUCCUUUCGCCGGAUUUAAGUCAGUCAUGGAUCUUGGUAUCGAAAUGGGAUCGGGACUCGGACUAGAGUCGUGGACCGACCUACAAAGCCCCGAAACCGUGGAGGUUGACGAACUCGAUGAGAUAUUCGCGAACGUCUAA
Paracoccidioides brasiliensis Pb18 is the source of this 1740-nucleotide messenger RNA. RefSeq lists its product as uncharacterized. Bases 1 to 1740 code for a protein of 579 amino acids. The record is from RefSeq and is a predicted model, not a curated record. The transcript has 2 exons.